GGAAAAUGAGUGGCGAAAAAUGAACUAUAUUUUUUGUGUGGAUGACGGAGAUUGAGCACUGCACUGAGCAGAUGAGGUGCGGUGGGCUCGGUCUGCUCCAUGCAUUUAUUUCCGGUCGCAUUUUAUAUUCACAAUGUUAGGUAUAAGUGUAUAGACCACUGAGUUUGUGGGUAUAAAAUUGGUGCGAGAGUUCCCAACACUCUUUAACUCGCUUCAUAAUUGAAGACCCAUUUCGUUAACUCUUCUCUUGAUAGAGAAAGGAGCCCAAUUGUUUGAGAUUUUGCCUACAAGAGCUCUGAGUUUUUGAAAAUGGCAGCACAAAUGCAAUGGGUUGUUUCACCGGUGGAGUUCUUUGCUAAGCUCGGGUCAUCUGAGGUUAAAGAAGGGAGGCUUGGAUUGCUCAGGAGAACUCAGAGGAAAAAACCCAUUUUGAGAGCGUUCUCAAUUUACACAGAUUCAAAGACUGCCGCCCAAGUGAGCACUGCGAGUGGAAGUGGUGCUGAUGGUUUCCCUUUGCUAGCUACAUUGGUAGCCAACCCAGAUGGCGAAAUUGCAAUAUCUUCUGAGGAAAAAGUGUAUGAUGUGGUCCUUAAGCAAGCUGCUCUAGUUAGGGAGCAGCUGAGUUCUAACGUUGCUACUGAUGUGAAUCCUGAGUUGGCUGUUCCUGGAUCAAUGGACUUGAUGAAGGAAGCUUAUGAUCGAUGUCGCGAAGUUUGUGCUGAGUAUGCCAAGACCUUUUAUUUGGGAACACUGCUUAUGACCCCUGAAAGGAGGAAGGCCAUCUGGGCAAUCUAUGUGUGGUGUAGGAGGACAGAUGAGCUUGUAGAUGGACCCAAUGCAUCUCAUAUCACAACUUCAGCUCUUGACCGUUGGGAGUCAAGAUUGGAGGACCUUUUUGCUGGUCGGCCCUAUGACAUGUUUGAUGCUGCCCUAUCUGAUACUGUCAGAAAGUUUCCAGUUGAUAUUCAGCCAUUCAAGGACAUGAUCAAAGGAAUGAGGAUGGAUCUCAAGAAGUCUAGAUACAAUAACUUUGAUGAGCUUUAUCUCUAUUGCUAUUAUGUAGCCGGAACUGUAGGAUUAAUAAGUGUUCCUGUAAUGGGGAUUGCACCAGAGUCUCAGGCGACAACUGAGAGCGUCUAUAACGCUGCUUUGGCUUUAGGAAUUGCAAACCAGCUAACAAACAUACUUCGGGAUGUUGGUGAAGAUGCAAGAAGGGGAAGGAUUUAUUUGCCGCAAGAUGAACUUGCACAAGCGGGCCUUUCAGAAGAGGAUGUGUUUAAUGGAAAAGUGACUGAUAAGUGGAGGAAAUUCAUGAAGGACCAAAUUACAAGGGCAAGGAUGUACUUUCAUGAAGCGGAGAAAGGAGUGGGCGAGCUCAGUCAAGCUAGUAAAUGGCCGGUUUAUGCUUCUCUGUACUUGUAUCGGGAAAUUCUUGACGAGAUUGAAGCAAACGGUUACGACAACUUCACGAAAAGGGCGUAUGUAAGCAAAACCAAGAAGCUAGUGACCCUGCCUAUGGCGUAUGGGAGAUCGCUAAUCAGUCCUUCGUUAUAACGCAGAGGUAGAGAUUAGCGCUGCUUGGGCUUUUGUUGUAUGCAUACAAGAACAAAAACAUGUGUGAGGAAUUAUAUUCCCAUUGUUAUGAUUUGUAGAGAUUUUGUUGUAUUAUCUAACUGUGAAAAAGGAAAUGGUGGGGGGAAAAGAAAAAGGAAAAUUUCUGUCUAGAGGAAGUGACCACUUUUCA
Molecule: messenger RNA, 1744 nt
Organism: Asparagus officinalis (garden asparagus)
Lineage: Eukaryota; Viridiplantae; Streptophyta; Magnoliopsida; Asparagales; Asparagaceae
Product: phytoene synthase 2, chloroplastic-like
Exons: 7
Coding region: 310-1554 (414 amino acids)
Biological process (GO): carotenoid biosynthetic process
Molecular function (GO): geranylgeranyl diphosphate synthase activity
Source: RefSeq, a predicted model, not a curated record